UUAGGCCGCAACUUGCCGCACGAUACCACCGCGGAGUCACGAAUAGAACCAACUUUAUAUGUUCUCGUCAUGAUUGUUUUCUACAAGCGAUACCAUAACAGCGUCAAUAACGCUGAAGCAUGCCUGAGCUUCGUCGGCGUCUGCAUAGCUAGCUAUCUCGAUAACUUCACCUCACAGCAAUCAGAAGUUCCGACAUUGAUGACGGGUCGCUUCACAUGUGCGAUUCUUCAAAGCAUAUCAGCUAUCGCGUUUCGCAUAAUCAUUAUGGCGGCGUCGUAACAGGCUAAAUGUACGUCCCCUCGUGUGGCAUUCGAACUUCGGAGGUGUUCGAGCGUUCUCACCAUUAUAAACAGGCAUGGCCAGACCGCACUCAGGCCGAAGUGUGCACACCUCCUGUGCCUCAACAUGUUCAAUACGUGCCAGUGAAGACCGGUGGUUUAGCAUCUAUAUCUGACUAUCAAGCAAGCACUUCACUACUGACUGACCUUCAAAUACUGACGAACCCCUCAAUCAGCGACGGACAGGAUAUUUUGGGUGAAGGAAACAUAGAAGUUGCCGCAGUCACUGCCAUAUUCGAGGUGCAGCAUGUCUGCAACGAUUACUUCAGGAUACUUUGCACUACGUUUACUCGUCGUCUGUUCUAUUUCUCGCAGCCGAAACUUCUGCGCAUGCAUUAUGACUGAAGGUCAAUCAAGUUUUCGAACAAUCGCGACUCGCACAGA
Messenger RNA from Suillus fuscotomentosus, 722 nucleotides. RefSeq lists its product as uncharacterized. Bases 288 to 683 code for a protein of 131 amino acids. The record is from RefSeq and is a predicted model, not a curated record. The transcript is spliced from 4 exons. Lineage: Eukaryota; Fungi; Basidiomycota; Agaricomycetes; Boletales; Suillaceae.